GUCAUACAAAAGGAAUCAGUCAGCCAGCCAAUCUCUCUCCUUCCUAAAACCCCCAUAAUUUCUUCCAUCUUAAAAAACCCUAAUUAACACUAGUGGGAGAGACGGAACUAAUUUAAUAUUCAUAGCGCUCAGGAUUCGAUGGCUGUGAUGAAAAGUUAAGAUUCAAUCCUGACUCUAUUUGUCUUCUUCAUCUUCUCCAAAGGUUUUAACUCCAGAAUCAGUGAAGCACAGAGAGCAGUCAGAGUAGAGAUAAUAGAAAAGAAAGAUGUGUGGAAUCCUUGCGGUUUUCGGUUGUGUUGAUAACUCUCAGGCUAAACGUUCCAGAAUCAUCGAACUCUCCAGAAGGUUAAGACAUAGAGGUCCAGAUUGGAGUGGAUUACAUUGUCAUCAAGAUUGUUAUCUUGCUCAUCAACGUUUGGCUAUUGUAGAUCCUGCUUCUGGUGAUCAACCUCUUUACAAUGAAGACAAAUCUAUCAUCGUUACGGUUAACGGGGAGAUUUAUAACCAUGAAGAAUUGAGGGCAAAGUUGAAGAAUCAUAAAUUCAGAACUGGAAGUGAUUGCGAAGUUAUUGCUCAUCUUUAUGAAGAAUAUGGAGAGAAUUUCGUGGAUAUGUUGGAUGGCAUGUUCUCUUUUGUCCUUCUUGACACCCGCGACAAAAGUUUCAUUGCUGCUAGAGAUGCUAUUGGGAUUACACCAUUAUACAUGGGUUGGGGUCUUGAUGGAUCAAUUUGGUUUGCUUCUGAAAUGAAAGCUUUGAGUGAUGACUGUGAGCGUUUCACGUCCUUUCUUCCUGGGCAUAUAUAUUCUAGCAAAACUGGAGAGCUUAGGCGGUGGUACAACCCACCUUGGUUUGCAGAAAACACACCAUCAACUCCUUAUGAUCCUUUGGUUUUACGGGAGGUCUUUGAGAAGGCUGUGAAAAAAAGGCUGAUGACAGAUGUUCCAUUUGGUGUUCUUUUAUCUGGAGGACUUGAUUCAUCACUUGUGGCAUCUGUAGCUUCUCGCUACUUGGCAGAAUCAGAAGUUGCUAAGCAGUGGGGAUCACAGCUGCAUACGUUCUGCAUCGGAUUAAAGGGUUCUCCAGAUCUCAAAGCUGGCAGAGAAGUUGCAGAUUAUCUUGGUACCCAUCAUAAUGAAUUUACCUUCACAGUCCAGGAAGGGUUAGAUGCACUUGAGGAGGUCAUUUACCAUGUUGAAACAUAUGAUGUGACCACUAUCAGAGCCAGCACACCAAUGUUUCUAAUGUCCAGGAAGAUUAAGUCCUUGGGUGUAAAGAUGGUUCUUUCAGGGGAAGGUUCGGAUGAAAUUCUUGGUGGUUAUUUAUAUUUCCACAAGGCUCCAAACAAGGAUGAGUUCCAUCAAGAAACAUGUCGGAAGAUUAAAGCUUUGCAUCUGUAUGAUUGUCUGAGGGCUAACAAGUCAACAUCAGCUUGGGGUCUAGAAGCUCGUGUACCCUUCUUGGAUAAACAGUUCAUUAACAUUGCAAUGGACAUUGAUCCAGAGUGGAAAAUGAUACGACCAGAUCUUGGUAGAAUCGAGAAGUGGGUCCUUCGUAAUGCAUUUGAUGAUGAACAGAAGCCAUACCUGCCAAAGCACAUAUUGUACAGGCAAAAGGAGCAGUUCAGUGAUGGAGUAGGAUACAGCUGGAUUGAUGGACUGAAAGAUCAUGCAAAUGCACAUGUUACCGAUGCAAUGUUGGCUCAAGCAGGCUAUGUUUAUCCUGAAAAUACUCCUCCCACGAAAGAAGCGUACUACUACAGGACUAUCUUUGAAAAGUUCUUCCCCAAGAAUGCUGCUAGGUCAACCGUCCCAGGAGGACCAAGUGUGGCAUGCAGUACAGCUAAAGCAAUGGAGUGGGAUGCAGAAUGGUCGAAGAACCCUGAUCCAUCUGGCCGUGCAGCUCUUGGUGUUCAUGCUGCCGCUUACGAAGAAGUGAAACCAUCUGCACUCCCGAAGAGUGCUACUCCACUGAGUGAUCUUCCACAUAAAGUUCAGGCUGGCACUAUCGAGUCAGUGGCAACUGUUGUCUGACAGAAUGUACCUGUGCAUGCAUCAGACUCAAAACUACUAGAUUUAGAUUGUCAUUUGGAUUGUUUCUUUAGAAAAUGAUAGUAAAAUUUGAUUAUCUGCUUUUGUUUAGAUUUAAACAGUUUUUUCUUUAUCUUUCGUUAAGAUUAUGCUGUCUCUGUACAUUUUCUCUAGUGCCCAAUAGAACCACCGUUUGUUUUCUUACA
Messenger RNA from Papaver somniferum (opium poppy), 2235 nucleotides. Its product is annotated as asparagine synthetase [glutamine-hydrolyzing] 2-like. Gene Ontology annotation, molecular function: asparagine synthase (glutamine-hydrolyzing) activity. NCBI's taxonomy places the organism in Eukaryota, Viridiplantae, Streptophyta, Magnoliopsida, Ranunculales, Papaveraceae. The transcript is spliced from 14 exons. The coding region runs from base 266 to 2032 and encodes 588 amino acids. Gene Ontology annotation, cellular component: cytosol. The record is from RefSeq and is a predicted model, not a curated record.